This is a messenger RNA of Papilio machaon (common yellow swallowtail), 876 nucleotides long. RefSeq lists its product as uncharacterized. Bases 88 to 858 code for a protein of 256 amino acids. The transcript has 3 exons. The record is from RefSeq and is a predicted model, not a curated record. NCBI's taxonomy places the organism in Eukaryota, Metazoa, Arthropoda, Insecta, Lepidoptera, Papilionidae.
CCGACGGCCAGUUCUCGAAUCUAUCACAAUCUCACCAGCUGUCGUCCAGUAAACAACAGGAAGGUCAAAGAAUUAUAUAUUAAGAAAAUGACGUCAGCUAAAGUAGUGUGUCUGGUCGCACUGGCGCUGUUCGGGAGCGCCGCGGCCCAGCCCUCGAAGCCCGCUUUCUGGAAGGGCACCCCCAUGGACAGCAUGGUCGAGGAGAUGAGGUCCGGAUGUGCGGAGGGAUCUGACCCCACCGCGUGCAUCAAAUAUAAGGUCAUGUCUCUCUUAGACAGCAUCUUCAAGAAGGACUCUUUCCAGAUUUCUGACGCAGUCGAAGUGACCAAGAACGGUGCCGGCAACGACUUCAGCGGCCGCUCCUCUGGCGACUUCCUCGACGGCAUCGAGAACUACAUCCAGUCCCAUGACGUCACUUUCCAGCUGCCCAUCGCCGACACCAAAGUGACCGUCAGCCCGAGGAACCUGGACAAUGAUGAAUUGAGCCUCAACAUUAAGUUCAACAAGGAAGGCGCGCGCUCAGUCGGAGAGGCCCGCAAGGCUAAGCUCAAGAAGAUCAUUGUCCCCAUCCUGGUGUUCGUGCUCCUGAAGGCUAUGACCCUCAUUCCUCUCGCCAUCGGUGUCCUCGGUCUGAAGGCCUGGAAUGCUCUGCAGCUCUCCUUCUUCUCUUUCGUUGUCUCCGUCGCUCUCGCUAUCUUCCAACUGUGCAAGAAGUUUACCCAGAUUGCGGCGGACAACUCGCACCCGCAGAUCGCGGCCCAUGGACCCUGGGACGCUGCUUACGCCGCCACCCGCCGCCGUAGAGACGCCGAACCUCAGGACCUGGCUCAAGAACUUGCAUACAACGCUUACCAAUAAACACCAAAACUAUCGUAA